Branchiostoma floridae (Florida lancelet) is the source of this 2841-nucleotide messenger RNA. Its product is annotated as monocarboxylate transporter 13-like. Gene Ontology annotation, molecular function: monocarboxylic acid transmembrane transporter activity. The record is from RefSeq and is a predicted model, not a curated record. The transcript has 6 exons. Bases 1278 to 2759 code for a protein of 493 amino acids. Gene Ontology annotation, biological process: transmembrane transport; monocarboxylic acid transport. NCBI's taxonomy places the organism in Eukaryota, Metazoa, Chordata, Leptocardii, Amphioxiformes, Branchiostomatidae.
GACGUAACGCUGUGCAAAAGUGGAUCGAGAAUAAUUAUAAUAUCUCUAAUGUUGUACAUAAAUAUGUAAACUUGAAUGUUUAUUGAAUAGAUGUAUUUCUAGCUCUGUGGAGGAAAUCUUGUAUUUGGUGUGUUUGUUUAGAGACCAAACGCAAGGGAAUAUGAGAGCAAAGGACCUUGUUGUGCAGCAAUAUAGCUUUAAAAUUUCUGAUCUUAAACCAUGCUACCUACCACAGACGCAAAAGUUUAACAUAACUUUCAACACUCAAUAUCGACUUAGGCAAUGAUUCUGAAUCCCUUUCUCAGGUACGUUACAUGUACGUGGCAAUCGUGGAGUGAGUCCUUUAGACCACGCUGAAAAGCAAGUCAACCUUUACAGUGGUGUGCUCUGAAGUGGUAUUGUUAAUCUAUGUGUCUCACCAGUGAACAAUAGAGGAACAUACUCGUAAUGGAAUAGUUAGUAUGUGUCAUCAUUAUCCAGUUCCUGAAUAGACUGGAAGAGAUGUUUGGGGGUAGUACCAUGUUACCAUAUUCAAACAAGAUGACGUAAGCAUUCUUUGAACAAAAUCGAUCAAACAGCCUCUGGAAUUGAUAUCUUUGGCAGUAAUAACAAGCAAAUAAACAGCAUGACAUUUACGACAUGAUAUUUUGUGAUCGCCUUAUUGCCGUGUUCACUUUUUAUUGUGAGAGCGUAGGAGUUUCUUGUUUGGGUAAGGCUCGUUUGCUAUGUGGUAAAGUAGAAAAGUUUUAAGGACAUGUUUUAAUGCUGCUUAGACUGUUAAUAACAAUGCUCCUAAUUUCUGUUACAAGGGAUUCAAAUACCAGGUGCGCAAUAUUGGUUUGCUCUACCAUUACAGACCCCAAAAUAGUGAUGAUAGUGCAGUGGAAAUUCUCCAGCUAUAAUUCCCAUGGUUUACAUUAGAAUUACAAUCAGGUGAUUAGACAUGUAUCUCUCAAAGUUUCACCCCUGCAAAAGUUUGCAAUGGUUGGCUCCACGGCAAAUGGUGAUUGAUUGUCUUGUAACGUUGAGGUCAGGCGAGGGCAUUCAAAGUCCAAAGUCCAUUUCAGUUGAAAUUUCAUCAUGACAUACAUCGAUACCCAAAGCCUUAAUACCUAGUGCAGACUUUCUUUUCGCUGUUCCACGCACAGUCUCCCUCGGAGUCUUCCUUUCUCAUUCAUGAUCAACAAGUAUUGACGUCUUAAAACAUACGUCUAAUUGACAAUGUCCCGGCUGCUAGAUCACCGAAAGUCAUACCUGCAUAGCGGCUAUCUUUUCGAAUGGGUAUCUCUAACUUGUGUAGAGGGAAGCCGGGACGGCCCGUUGAUCCACCAGACGGGGGAUGGGGGUGGCUGGUCGCCCUGGCUGGUUUUGUUGUCAGCGCAUGCUCCUAUGGAGUGAUGCGGUCCCUCGGAGUGUUCUUUGUCACUUGGCAGGACUAUUUUUCUGUGACAGCCGCUGAAACUGGUCUUAUACAAUCCAUAAUCACCGGAGUCUUGAAUCUAGCAGCACCGAUCGCUGGAGCUCUGAGCAACAGGUUUGGGUGCAGAGUUGUGGUCAUGGCCGGCGGAGUGAUAUCUUCGGUAGGAUUCGUGCUCAGUCUGUGGGCCACGUCACUUUUCCAUCUCUACGUUACCGUUGGGUUUCUGACAGGGUUUGGCUACUCCCUGUCCUUGAUCACUACCAUGGCAACAAUAGGACGAUAUUUCACCACCCACAGACUUCGCGCCAACAGUUUCGCGGCCAUAGGUGCCAGCUUUGUGUCUUUCGCGUUCCCUCCGUUAUUCCAGUACCUUAUGGACGAGUACACUUGGAGGGGCGCUUUAGUUCUUAUCGGGGGGAUCGUCCUUCACAUAGCCGGGUUUGGGGCCUUGGUAAGGCCCAUUUUGCUGAAAGGUGACGUCACCACUAAUAAAACUCCAGGAGAGGUCCAAGAAUCUUCAGCACAAAGUAGUAGAUUGUCAGACAACAAUACAUCUCUGACCUUGACGACAGAGAAGCAUUCUUUAACCAAAGUUGUCUUAGACAAAAUAGGUUCUGUCAUAGAUAUCAGGCUGCUGACAGAGCCACGUUUUUUACUGUUUUGUGUAGCCGUUUUUCUGUUCGGAUUCGGUCGGUUCGUCCCAAACAUCUACAUCGUUCCACGGGCUCGGGCUUUCGGUGUGGAAGAAUAUCCGUCAGCCUUUCUGUUGUCGAUUCUCGCUAUAGGAGACAUCGUUGGCCGUGCUUCGGUGGGUCUCCUGCCGGAGUGGCCGAGGUUUAGACGUGCGGACCAGUACGCUUUGAACACAUUUCUUAUGGGCUUCAUCACCUUGUUCGCGCCUCUUGCAAAAACCUACGUCACCAUGGCAGUGUACAGCGCGUGCUAUGGUUUGCUCAUGGGCGGGUGCGUGCCGCUCUUGUACUCUGCUAUUGCAGAAAUCGGGGGAGCUAACAGGAUGUCGAGUGCGCUUGGGAUCAUCAUGUUCUUACGAGGGAUAGGAAACCUCGCAGGACCACCGUUUUCGGGGUGGCUACGAGACAUCACAGGCAGUUUCGACGCGACACUGUUGGAAGGCGGUGGCUGUUUGGUACUAGCCGGACUACUGCCGUUUGUACUUCACCUGCGUGUUUUUCAACCGGCGUCAACGGAUGACAAAGUUGGGGAACAUGAAUCAGACGGUACCAGGCUUUCUCUGUUGGUUGCAGAGCGCGAAGAAUCAAACACAGCCUCAACUCAUAAUCAUGAAACAUCAGUGGUCAUAAGAGAAACUGCCGUAUGAACGGUAUGCAAUGAUCAUGAAAUAAGAAUCGAUUUGAUUAUAAUAUCUCCAAUGCUGUAUACGAGUAAAAAAAAUGUUUAUU